Messenger RNA from Rhinolophus ferrumequinum (greater horseshoe bat), 3724 nucleotides. It is a transcript of the gene PARP10, whose product is annotated as poly(ADP-ribose) polymerase family member 10. The transcript has 14 exons. The record is from RefSeq and is a predicted model, not a curated record. Lineage: Eukaryota; Metazoa; Chordata; Mammalia; Chiroptera; Rhinolophidae. Bases 510 to 3431 code for a protein of 973 amino acids. Gene Ontology annotation, biological process: negative regulation of gene expression. Gene Ontology annotation, cellular component: cytoplasm; nucleus. Gene Ontology annotation, molecular function: transcription corepressor activity; NAD+ poly-ADP-ribosyltransferase activity.
CAGCCCUGCGGUGACAAGUACCCAGAACCAGCCUGGGGCUGCCCCACCUGCUGCCUGGAACCAGGAUUCAACAAGGGAGAUUCAUGACCUCUGCCUCCCGCUGUCCCAAGCCUCUGCGGCGGGACCGGGAGGGUAGGGUGGGGCUUCAGAAGGAGCCGCUCUAGGCCGAGUCCAAAGGAAAUCCCCAGGUCAUCUGUGAGCGGCGAGAGCUCUGACCCGUCUCUGAGAGCAGGGCCCGACCGUCCCUCGUUCCCCGGGUAGGGGGAGCAGGCCUGGAUGGGCUGCCAAGGUGCCUGUCAGUGAGUGUAAACACUCCUGUCGUGGCUGACUGCAAGCUACCACCGAUUCAACAACUGGUUCCUGAAACUUGAACAAUCUGGUCAUGACUUGAGCUGCUCCAGUGCACCACUGCCUGUGGGAGACCCCUGAGCAGGGGUCCGCAUGAUAAGCCUUCUGCAGGCAGAGUCCUGACUGGAGGCGUGAGCUGGGCGGCCCCAGCAGUGGUUGUGAUGACAGAGGCAGAGGCAGAGGUGGGGGCGGCACUGGAGCUCAGCGGGCUGCCGCCCCACGUCCCCGACGAGCUGCUCACACUCUACUUUGAGAACCGCCGACGCUCUGGUGGGGGUCCUGUGUUGAGCUGGCAGAGACUUGGCCGCGGGGGUGUACUCACUUUCCGGGAACCUGCAGAUGCAGCGCGGGUCCUGGCCCAGGAGGAGCACAAGCUUCAUGAUGCUCAGCUGAGCCUGCGGCCUGCCCCGCCCCGCGCCCCUGCCCGCCUGCUGCUCCAAGGACUGCCCUCUGGCACCACCCCCCAGCACUGGGAGCAGCACGUCCAGGCCCUGCUGCAGGUCACCGGACACCCUGAGCAGGCCUGCCGCGCCCUAGACAGUCCACGACCAGACCGGGUCCUGGUGCAGCUGCCCAAGCCCCUCUCUGAGACAGAAGUCCGUGUGCUGGAGGAGCAGGCCCGGACCCUGAGCCUGGAGGGGCACCAGGUAUCUGUGGUGCGGGUGCCACAGGCCCGAGCUGUGCGUGUGCUGUGGGGCUCCUCCCCUGUGGACCUGCUGCUGCUGGAGCUGUACUUGGAGAAUGAGCCCCGCAGUGGGGGCGGUCCCCUGGACGGCCUGCGCAGCCUACCCGGGGCCCUGGGCACCGUUGUCUCCUUCCAGCAGUGGCAGGCGGCUGAGCGGGUGCUACAGCAGGAACACCAGCUGCAAGGCUCAGAGCUGAGCCUCGUCCCCCACUACGACGUCCUGGAGCCUGAGGGGCUGGAUGAGAACACCAGCGGAAGGGACCACUCAGCCAAGUUGGGACCUGGGGCCACUGAGCAUGCUCACCUAGAGGCUGGAGGGCCAGCGAGAGCACUGAUGGAUGUGGGGACUGUGAUCUUGGGCUCCGAGGAGCCACCAGGACAAUCGAGAGCCUCGCUAAGUAGAGGUCCCAUAGGGUCUCUGGAACAGGCUGGGCCACUUAGCUCGGGGCCUAUGGGGUCAUUGGGACAGGCAGGGCUGGUAAGCUCGAGGCCUACAGGAUCUCCAGGCACAGUAGGCUCAGAGAUUGCCACAGGGUCACCAGAGCAGGAGUGGCUGGAAAGCCUGUGGCCUGUGGGGUCACUGGAGCAGGAGGGCCUGGAGAGCCUGGGGCACGUGGGGUCACCGGAGCAGGAGGGCCUGGAGAGCCUGGGGCACGUGGGGUCACCGGAGCAGGAGGGGCUGGUGGAGGUGGUGCUGUCGAUGGAGCCGGGAGCCAUGCGCUUCAUACAGCUCUAUCACGAGGACCUGCUUGCUGGCUUGGGAGACGUUGCCCUUUUCCCACUUGAAGGAUCAGAUGUCACUGGCUUUCGGCUCUGUGGAGCCCUGGCCCCAUGCCAGGCAGCCGAGGACUUUCUGCAAAGUCUGCUGUGCAGCGUGAGCUGUCACAUGCUGAGCCUGAAGCACCCGGGCAGCGCCAGGUUCCUGCUGGGUCCACAGGGGCAGCACCUCCUUCGGGGGCUGGAGGCUCAGUUCCAGUGUGUCUUUGGGACAGAGCUUCUGGCCAGGGACACCCUGGACAUGGACCCUGGAGAGGUGGACCCCACUGAGGCCCUCCAGGCCCUCCCUGGCCAGUCCCACACUCUGUCUCCCCCAGGCGGUGACCAGGAGAACCCGAGCCUGGAGGAGGUCCAAGAGCUGCUGGCCACCCUGGAGGGCCUGGAUGGGGAGGACUGGCCACCCCUGGAGCUGGGUGAAGAGGAACCUGAGGAGGAGCCUGCCCCCAGGGGUGGCGAGGAGCCCUUGGCCCCCAGCAUGGGGGCACCGGGGUGGCUGAAGGAGGAGGCCGCACUGCAGCUGGCUCUCCACCAGUCACUGCAGCCACAGGGCCAGCUAGCUGAGCAGAAGGAGGCUGCUGCCCUGCAGCAGGCCCUUGCCCUGUCGCUGCUGGAGCCAAGCCCGUGGGAGGCAGGAGAGCUCCCGGGUGGGGCUGCUGGUGGGGCCCAGCUGGUGGUGCACGCGGCCUUUGAGCAGGAUAUGGACCAGUUGGACCGGGCCGUAGUGGCAGCCUUGGAGCUUCAUCUCCGGGAGGAGACGGUGGGGCUCCGGGGCCACGUGCUGCCCACGGAGCUGUGUGCCCGCCUGGAGUGGUGCCACAGCGUGAGUGUGACCCUUGACAGUGAAUGCGCCAUCUUCCGUGGCUUUGGGGCCCAGCCCAGCCGUGCAGCCCGCCACUUAGCGGCAUUGCUGGCUGGCCCCCGGGAUCAGAGUGUGGCCUGUGUCUCGGAGGCUUCGAGCCCCACCCUGCCCCAGCAGAUGCCGAACGGGCCCUUGGGUAGGCUGGAGUGUCUGGGCGAGAGCAGCAGGGAGUUCCAGGCGGUGGUUCGGGCCUUUUACGACACGCUGGACGCUGCCCACAGCAGGGUCCGCAUCAUCCGGGUGGAGCGCGUGUUGCACCCGCUGCUCCGGCAGCAGUACGAGCUGCACCGGGAGCGCUUGGUGCCACGCUGUGAGCGGCGCCCAGCCGAGCUCGUGCUGUAUCAUGGCACCACGGCAACCGCUGUCUAUGACAUCUGCGCGUAUGGCUUUAACCGCAGCUUCUGCGGCCGCAACGGCACGCUCUACGGGCAGGGCGUGUACUUCGCCAAGCGUGCCUCCCUGUCGGUGCAAGACCGCUACUCGCCCCCCAACGCCGAUGGCCACAAGGCCGUGUUUGUGGCGCGGGUGCUGACGGGCGACUACGGGCAAGGCCGCCAGGGGCUGCGGGCGCCCCCUCUGCGGGCCCCGGGCCACACGCUCCUACGUUACGACAGCGCUGUGGACUGCCUCCACCAGCCCAGCAUCUUCGUCAUCUUUCACGACACCCAGGCGCUGCCCACCCACCUCAUCACGUGCGAGCACAUGCCCCAGGCUCCCCCCGGGAACCCCUCUGGGCUCUUGGGCCAAUUCCCAGCCACUUAACUCUAGAGGCCCCGCAUGACCCUGCCUUUGGCCUCAGGCUCCCCAGGCGCCCGCUCCGCACAGCCUUACCGUCCCCUGGACUGCCUGAGCUGCCCCUGGGGGUGUCCCUGCCACCUGCUGCGGUGCGGAGACCGGUGGUGCGAGAACGAGGGCUGGGGUCUGGUACCCGCCUGAGUCUGCCCAACCACCAGGGUUCAGCAGAGCUGGGGCGGAGGGCCCAGAGCCCAACACCCUCGCCUCGGCCAGACCUCACCCAAACGGACUCUGUCAUUUGAAUAAACGUGAAGCCUGGU